CGGCUAAAUUCAAAACUUUAGGCGUUAGCUUUCGGUUGGAGAAUCGCGCACUAUCUCAAAAACAGAUGUCUUUCGAUAGUCAGUGAAGAUGGAACCUGUGGAUCCAAGAAAGAACGUUGAAGGCACCGGGUGUUCCAAGCGACGCAUUUCUUCUAUUUUAAAGGCACCACGGAAAUCGUUCCUGCGGGACUCAGAGCAACAAGAAAAUGAGGUGGAAACUGCCAAACUGGUUGAAAAGAGAAAUUCGAGGAGAGUGAGUUUUGCUCCAGCCAAUGAUGUUCUGCUGUUUGCCAAGGAUGCCAAGAAUACUUCUCCUGUACGUAACCCUCUUCAAGAGCUGGUGGGAGCAGCCACUGCAACAACACUAAACAGGGUUCAGAUGGUGACAGCUGAGGACACAAGCCCACAGAUCAUGGGUAUAGACUCCUUGUUGAAUGCUCCUCUACAUGCUUCUCAACAAAGAAUAAUGGUCCACUUUGACAGUGGCAGUGGCAUUGGGGAGAAUACAGUCGUGUUUUCCACAGAGGACGCCGACAUGGACAUGACUCACAGUCACACCAUAAACAUCAACAGUGACGCAGAUCUGCUUGGACAUCCAGACCAUCAAAACUACGAUCCGUUACUCUCAGGAGGGGGGAAUGUAGCUGAUGUUUUCACAGAAGUGCCUCUCAGUCAUUUUGUACAAUCAACAAAUCAGGCGUCCGCAUUACUGCUUGAUAAAAAAGCGGAUUCAAGUGUGGAAACGAGAACGGUUUCUACACUGGCUCCUCUUUUGGAUCCUGCCUUUAAAGACUUCCUCGCAAGCCUCUCAAGCACCAGGAUGAAACCUUUGACCUCUGACGACAUAAAAUCAUCCCUGGCUGCAGAUGUUGAUAAAGAAAAUCAGAUGCAAAAACCUCUGAGCAGCAGGAAUAUUGGAGAAUCCUUUAAUGGAAGUGCUUUCCGUCCAGACGAUGAUGUGAGCAUGGACGUGACUGAAGCCCAGACCGGCCGUAUUCUGGGUGCCAACGAAGACAACGACGAUCCUUUUCGGUGUCUCUUUCCAACUCAAGAGAUGUACGAAAAGUCAGAAAGAAAGUCACAAGCCAGAGAAAAAAAACAGCAACAGAGCUGUGAAAGCUUGGAGUCGAACGACCGAAAAGCCAAUAAAUCUUUAAGAAACUUUUCCAUCCACACUCCUCUUGAAAGCAAUACGGUUUGCUCAGGUUUAAAACACGACUUCAGAGAGAAAACGGUUGUGUUCACUGCAGAUGAGUUUAUGGACAUCACUCAGACUCUUACAGGAAGCAUCGCCGACCGCUCUCUGCUGCAGCACAAAAUCCCAACGAAUGACGUCGAGCAAGAAAACUACCCUCUGAGUACAAACAGGAGUGGUGUUGACCCUGCAGCUCCUGUUAAACCUGGAGGGGAUUUCAGCAUGGAUAUGACUGAUGUUCAAAGAUCGGAUGACGUUUUUCAGUUUCUCAUUCCUUCAGAAGAAAUGCAGCCUGUCUGUAAAAGUCAGAAAAGGGAAAUCUUCAAAUUAGGACAGCAGAACAUUGAUGGACCACAGUCAUCUGAUCAUAAAGGUUUAAAAACCUCCUCAAAACUGAACAUGGAGCCACAAAUGCAUCAGUUGAUGGAUAAAGUUGCAGCUCAAGAUGACUACAGAGAAAAAACGUUGCGGUUUUCUACUGGUGAUGACUGUCUGGACGAGAGUCACAGCGUACGCAUCUCCACUGAUAUCAAACCGAAUCCGCUCCAAUACGUCAACAUGGCGCCUUCACGCGAGGAUAAAUCCACCAAAUUCUAUACAGACGACGUCACAAUGGAUUUGACUCAGUGCCUCACCACGAAUAUAGCCACAGAUUUAGCAUCAGACAAAUUUUCAUCCUUACUCAGUUUAUCAACACCAAACAAUUGCGACGCUGAUUCAACAACGAUGGCUGCUACUUCGGGACCAUCUGAUGGAUUUACAGUUUAUCCGGAAGAUAACAUGGACAUGACUGAAGCUCAGACGGGAUGCAUUUUGGAAGCUGAAAUGCUACAUAAACACGAGUCUCUUCAGGCUGUUUUACCCACUGAAGUUAAGCAUCAAAGUGUUCAUGGGAAGGCAGAGAGAAACUUACAUCAACAGCAUAACGAAGAACUUGGAGCAACAAAUUAUACAGAAACUUCAACAAAGAUCUCUUUAAAGACAAUAAUACAACGAAACCAGGUUGAGUUUGAGUCUACAGAUGAAUGCAGAGAGAAAACCGUGAGAUUUGAUGCAGCUGAUGUCUGCAUGGAUGUGACUCGAUGGAGCACAAUGGACAUUAGCAGUGAUUUGCCACUUCCAAACCAGGAUUUGGCUGCAAAUGAAGAGAAAACCGUAAGAUUUGGUGCAAAUGAUGCAGAAAUGGAUAUAACCAGAAGUCACACGGUGGACAUUGCUCAUCAUUUAAAUGUGUUUGUACAUAAUGAAGAGGAUUUGUUACCUGCUGAAGGUGAGAGAACACAGAGGUUUGGUACAAGUGAUGCAGAAAUGGAUGUGACCAGAUGCCACACGGUGAAUAUUACGAGGGAUUUGCCUUUGCAGUCUUUCCCAAAUCUGACCAUUCCUUCAACUGAAGAGAAAACAAUGAGGUUCAGUGCAAAGGAUGCCGAAAUGGAUGUGACCAAAAGCCACACUGUAAAUAUUAUGAGGGAUUUCCCAAAUCUGUCCAUUCCUUCAAAUGGAGAGAAAACUGAGCGUUUCAGUUCAAAUGAAGCAGCUAUGGAUGUGACCAAAAGUCACACUGUCAAGAUUUUCACCGAUUUAAAAAUGCUCUCCAACCAAAACGAGAACUUGCUGCCUGCUGGUGGAGAGAAGACAGUGCGGUUCAACACAAAUGAUGCAGCCAUGGAUAUAACAAAAAGUCACACUGUGAACAUCGUACACGAUUUAGACCUCCCUCCACACCGACACGUGGACGAUUUACCCGCUGAUGGUGAGAGAACUGUAAGGUUUGGGGUAAACGAUGCAGAAAUGGAUGUGUCCAAAAGCCACACAGUAGAUAUUAGGAGGGAUUUGUCUCUGCGGUCUUUCCCAAAUUUGACCAUUCCUUCAAAUGGAGAGAAAAUGGUGCAGUUCAAAGCAAACGAUGCAGCCAUGGAUAUAACAAAAAGUCACACUGUGAACAUUGUACACGAUUUAGACCUCCCUCCACACCAAAACGUGGAUGCGUUACCUGCUGAUGGUGAGAGAACUGUAAGGUUUGAGGUAAACGAUGCAGAAAUGGAAUCGACAAAAAGUCUGACGGGGAACGUUCUUGUAAAUUCAAAUGUGUUGUCAGACCAAACUGUCAACCCGCCGCCUGCUAAAGAAAAGAAUCUGACUUGGCUGGCAGCAAAUGAUGUUACUAUGGAUAUGACUCACUGCCUUAGUGCAAAUAUUGUCAGUAAUCCCCUAUUACACCCUGUUAUGUCAGAUCAAAACCCUGAGAACAUCAACGAUACUCUCGCUAAGAAGGAAACAGACAGUGGGAACCGUGGUCUGGAGUCAAAUCCACCUUCAUCAACACAACCUGAUCUGUUUCAGACGAGCUGUGCCCAGAGCGAGGCUAACAGAAACACACCAUUAUGUCCAGACUCAAGUUAUUUUCCAUGUGAAACAAAGGAACCCGACACUGAUCCUGAAAAUGAAUCCUCAAGCUUGGGCUCAGAUGGGGGCAAGCCAAUAAAUAAAACCAACACUGAGGAAAUCUGUGCAAGCGUGGAUCAAACCGAACCCUUGGCGUCAUCCACAGAUGAUCCACCUCAAGGUGUUUCUUCCACACAAAACCCUCAUUCAAAACUUCUCAAGGAAUCUGUGUCUGAUGAAUAUCGACCUGAAGCAGAAACGCAGGCCGUAUCCCAGAAGAUGGGAAGCUCACCCAGUAAUGCCGAUGUUGUGUCUUCGGAGAUGUCCAGACGAAAGAGUUUAGCCGAUCUCCACUCUAAAUUCAAACGCUUGAGCCAGUUGAUAAAUGCGGCUCCCGAUCCUGCUGCCGUGGAAACCUGCUCAGCUUCGUUGCUUCAUCUGGAUCCCAACAUGGAAAAAAAUGCCAAUGACGCAGAAGCAGAGCAACUCUCUGCUGCAACCAGUUCAACUCCUUUCUGCUUAAAGACGAAACAGCUCAUGUCAAGGCUGUCGGUGGGAGGCUUUAAGCCAAAACUCCCUAAAAGAAACACAGCGGAUGAGUUGAAUAAAUCUGCUGUUAAAGAACCUACAAAGACAUUCACUGUCAGCGUUCCCAAUCAGCUGAGCCAGUUUGAUAAAAUCACUGAUAUUCACGAUGAAGAACUUGUUGACUGCGAAGAUUUUUCUGAAACGAUUGACACCAUGACGCCUGACAAGUUCUCUAAGAAAGACAACUCGUCCAAUCAGUUCUCCACGUUCCAGCCUUUGGAGGAAGAUUUUGCUUAUGUGGACGACUUCACGUCCAGCAGCCAGAGACAAAAGAGAUCUCUGCCGGAAAAUGAAGACGAGACAGAGGAGGAUGAGAAGAGAAAGAAGACGUGCACAGAGUUCACUGGAACGGCAUCUCAGUCUGAUGUUGACUAUGAAAACAACAUGGCCGCUGCUUGUGCACAGACCAUGAACUCCCCCAGCAACACAACUAGCAGAUGUGAAAUUGCAUCAGAGUCUACUUUCAAACACAGCCUGUUUGAAUCCCAGCUUGAAGACUGCGGCAGUGAUGGGCAAAAAAAACUCCAAGAUGGCACAAUCACAGUUUUGGAGUUCUUCAAUCUCUUCAACAUCGAUUUUGUCAUCCACAAUCCUCGGCAGAGCAUCCUGCCUGGCAGACUUCUUGACAACUCGGAUGCAACAGCUUUGGAUUUAUUAAAAGAUAAACAUAUAAGCCGACCAAAACAAAUGGUGUAUGAGGCAGAUGUCAAGACCCUCACAGAAAAAGUGGAAGGGCUGAAGUAUCGAAUGCAAGAUUUAGGAAAACCUCUUAAGACUGUAAAUAGAUCUUUGUGGGAGGAAGUGAAUCACUUCACAGAGAAAGAGCUCAAGUCUUUCGGCGCUAAGCUAAAGGAGAGAAACAACUUCUUCAGAAAAACCAGCAAAGCUCAGAGUCAUGAGAUGAAGGAGGAGCUCUACGCAAAACUCGUUAGAGUUAAUAUGGAGGAACAAGAAAAACUGAGACAAACAAUCAGUCAGGCAGAUGAGAUGAUUGAAACUCUGGACGGCUGUAUCGGCGAAUUAGAAGCAGAACUGGAUGCAGUUUUGGAAAAAGGCUCCGAAUACAAACCUAGUAUAAAAUCACUAGAGGAAGAAAUGUCAAAGGUCACUGAGACUUUGGCUGACCAUGAAAGACAAACAUCUGAACUGGAGUUGGAGAUAAAGAAGAAUUCAAGUGAGCUAACGAAGCUGAUAGCUGAAGAGAGGAAACUGGAAAACUUCAUCGACACCCUGGAGGAGCUGAAUGAAUGGAGGCUUGAAAAGAAAGACGACAAGAAAGACAACUCUUCAGUUUUCUCUUUCCUCCACAAGACCAUGUUCAUGCGGUUGGAUUAUGAAAAGACCGAGGGAAACGACGCUGACAGCCAAUCUGAGAGGAAAAUAAAAAAGAUCAGAUUCAAGUUUAAUCUCAGUGAGGAGAAGUCGGAGUGUCACGCUCGUCUGGUUCAUAAACUAGUCUCCCAGUUCAUUGAGGGAAAGUCUGACUGGGUGGAGAAGUAUCCCACCAGGGGCCACGUCCCAAAGCUUCUCCAUGACGUCAGCUUGGUGGUGAGCCGCUGCCGCCUGGUUGGAGACGAGCUGCGGCUCCUGAAGAUGUGGGGAAGUCUUCCCUUUGAUAUCCUCCACAUCAGCUGCUGCCAGACCGAAAUCCGCGUCGUCUUCAGCAGUUUGAAAACGCUUUCCAAGUUUGAGGUGGUCUUCGGUGUCAGGCUGACUGAGCAGAUCUGCGUCUUCCAUGUGCAAAGCUUUAAAAACCUGAUCGGAAACACAACGAUGCAACAGAUUGAGCAAAUUGUUGCUUCGCUAAGUCCAGGAAGGAGCCUGUUUACGAGGAUCAUUAAGAAACUGCAUAAAACUCUUCUUUCCACGGAUCAAAACAUCUGAGAUUGUAUUAUACUUUUGGCUGAUUUUUUUUUUCUUUGUUUCUUUGUGAAUAAAGUUUGUUCCAUUGUGUUUAAAAAUAAUGUUGAAAGUUUCUCUUUU
Poeciliopsis prolifica (blackstripe livebearer) is the source of this 6151-nucleotide messenger RNA. RefSeq names its product kinetochore scaffold 1 (gene knl1). Gene Ontology annotation, biological process: protein localization to kinetochore; cell division; attachment of spindle microtubules to kinetochore. The record is from RefSeq and is a predicted model, not a curated record. The coding region runs from base 89 to 6052 and encodes 1987 amino acids. Lineage: Eukaryota; Metazoa; Chordata; Actinopteri; Cyprinodontiformes; Poeciliidae. The transcript has 32 exons. Gene Ontology annotation, cellular component: nucleus.